AUUAUAGUUUUGGUUAUAAUCUUCCUUCUGCGUUUUUUUCAAUUACUUACCAAAGAAAUAUUAUGUCGGGAAAUAAAAUGUCCGAUAGAAGUCAUCAAGAACUUACAAGUUUAUUAUCGACAUAUUCUAACCAGGAUGACUCAAUGCUCGAAUCGAUAGAUGGAAUAUCCUUGGAAAACGUCCAUACAGUAUCGCUUGAUUAUUUGAACGAAUGCAUGAGCGAUCUGGAAAGCAAGGAUUCGGGAAUACGUUUGUCUCCCGGUUCGCCUGGAAUGUUCCCAUCGGAUCAUCGCAUGGAUAAAUUUACUGAGCAUGAUUUGGCAAAUCUUGAUAUCGGCCUGAUUAAAGAAGGGGAUUUAUAUUUGAAAUCUGAAUGCAAAUUUGAUAAAAAUAAUAUUAUUCCUAGAUUAGGAAAUGAAUUAACUAAAACCAAGAACAAUGUUGAUUAUACCCGAAAUUCUGAAUCUAUUCUAGCAAUUUCAAUAGAGAAUUUACAACAUACUUGUAAAACAUGUGUUGAAGUAUGCGGUGAAAGUGAGGAUACGUUUGUGGAGCUCGAUCAGAUACAAAAAAAUACUUUGAUUCACGAUUCAGAGUUGGAUAAACACAAGGAGCUUUGUUCUGAUGAAUUCAACAGCAAAGGGCAAAAAAAUGAUGAAACUGAAUGUCACAAAAGACCAUCAAGGAGUGACUGCAGUACUGAAAGGGAUUCAGAAAUUGAGAAAAGCUCGGACACUGAGGAACCGGCUCAUGACUGUAAGGUUGAAGAAGAAGGCGAGUCGUGCGACAGUAAAAUUAAAGUCGAACUACUGCCUCAAGCUUGUGAACAAUGCCCAAUGACAUUCAAGUACAAAAGACACUUGGAUCGACACUUGGAGGGUCAUCAGAAAAAUAACUGCCCGCAUUGUGACGCUAAAUUUGCGAGAAAAAAACAUCUGGAUGUACAUUUAUUUCGGUUACACGGAGAGCGGAUAACUAAAUACCCCCAUACUUGCGACAUUUGUUUAAAAGGUUUUCCAAAGAGACUGCUACUGAAUAGGCACAAAGCUAAUCACCAUGACGAAAAGGCUCAAAUGUGUGCGGACUGCGGUGAUAUACUGGAAAACAGUUCAGAGGCUCUAGAACAUAGUGAAAAACAUAGUCAGGAGAGAAGGUUUCAUUGUGAUAAAUGUCCUCAGGCUUUUAGUAUGGAACAAAAGUAUCUAAUACAUGUAAAAAAUCAUGAUACGUAUAAAUGUCCGAGAUGCGAGUCUGGUUUUGCCUCUAAGAAAAGAGCCAAUGAACAUUAUCGGUUACAACAUUCAGCAAAACUACCCAGAGAACCUGAAACUUCUGUAACUGGGAUGUUUUACUGUAACGAUUGCCGGCAUAACUUCAUGACCAAAGAUAGCUAUCUCCGCCAUUUGAAAACAGCGUCGCACCUGAGUAAAAUGCACACCGAAAUACCUCUCAAAGCGUUAUUCACUUGUACAAUUUGUACAAAACAGUUAACAUCGCGUAAAGCAUUGGACCAGCACAUCAGAAGAGUUCACAGAGAUGAAAAGAAAUAUUCAUGUGAUACUCAGGGAUGCGAGUUUCAUUCGACUAAUAAAAGCGACUUAGAAAGGCAUAGACAAUUGCACAUAGAAGAGAGAAAUAUAGUUUGCGAACAUUGUGGAAAGACAUUCACUACGAUCAGUAUACUUAAAGAUCACGUACUGUAUGUGCAUAACAUGGAAAGACAAUUUGUGUGCGAAGAAUGUGGAAAAGCAUUCAAAAGGAACAGCCUGCUUAACAGGCAUAAGAUGUCUCACCAACAAAUUAGACCCUUUACCUGCGAACAGUGCGGAGCUGCAUUUAAAAGAUCUCAUCAUUUAACAAGGCACAUGGAAUCGUGUCACAGGAUUACGUUAGAAAAGAAAAAGCGGGUGGUGAAGUUGAUGAAAACUGAAGAUGGUCGAUUGGUACCAAUUCCUGAGGAACCUAAAAAACCGAAAACUAAAAGAGUGAAAUCUAAAAAGGAUAGUCAACUGAUUAGCUACGAUGAGUCUGGUACAAGUGUAACGAAUCGUCUACUUAUAAGUAAGGACAUGGUCGAAUUGUCUACAGAAUUGUCCCAUGUUACUCCCAUGUCUACAAUUACAAGCUCGGAAUCGACUGACAUACCCCUAGGACUGGCAAAUACAAUUUCUGAGGUCGAUUCUGUGCCUCAAGUAUUAUCUCUGGUCGAUGUUAACUCUGGUCAAGUAGUUACGGUCGAAGUAACGAAUCCGGAUACACUACCAUUGACGGAUUUGGUUGACCAAUUUGAGGCCAAUUGUAGCGAGAUCCUUGGGCUAUCUAGCUACCCUGAUCUAGAGUUUCAAAAUGGUAUUUUGAAUACAGAACAAAAUUAUUAUGAUCAAGUUAGUUAUGCUGAAUUACCUUUAGAGAAUGUUGGCGAAUCUUCGCUCUUGUUAGACCCAAAUUCGAGUAAAAUGGAUAGCCUACCAGCUAUUGAAAAUUAUUUAACACAGCCCUUUUCUCCAUUUUUAAACCUCUGAAAUCUUAGAUUUCUUAGCGGGUAAUCACAGGCUAUACCUAGAGAAUGUAGACGUCUGACCUAGAGCUCCUAGUAUUGAUCCUGCAAUAAAAAUCUAUAUUUUGAUGAUAACAGUGCGCAAA
This is a messenger RNA of Diprion similis, 2643 nucleotides long. RefSeq names its product zinc finger protein 90-like. NCBI's taxonomy places the organism in Eukaryota, Metazoa, Arthropoda, Insecta, Hymenoptera, Diprionidae. The record is from RefSeq and is a predicted model, not a curated record. The transcript is spliced from 4 exons. The coding region runs from base 63 to 2522 and encodes 819 amino acids.